Lycium ferocissimum is the source of this 1149-nucleotide messenger RNA. RefSeq lists its product as uncharacterized. Lineage: Eukaryota; Viridiplantae; Streptophyta; Magnoliopsida; Solanales; Solanaceae. The transcript has a single exon. The record is from RefSeq and is a predicted model, not a curated record. Bases 1 to 1149 code for a protein of 382 amino acids.
AUGGCUUGUCACAACAAGGAGGAGAAGCUAGUGAAACAUCAAGAAAAGGUUACAAACUCUGUAGAGCCAUGGCCAAAUCUCCCUCAACAACUCCUCAACUUUAUUGGAAGGCAACAUCCUGAUUUAAUGCAAAACAUCAGUUUUCGCGGUGUUACUAAAUCAUGGAGAGCAGCACCUAAGCAAUGUAGUAACAAUUCACAACUACCAUGGCUUGAACUUUGUGACAAAAAUUACUACCAAUCCAAGACUCAACAAGAACAUACUGUCAACAUCUCAUUUCAACCAGGUGAAUAUUCGUGGUACCCUAAAAGGCGGUAUAAUCCUUGGACGCGUUUUCAUGGUUGUUCACACGGGUUGAUUGUUGCUGGAGGGAAUGAUCCUGCAGAGUACUGUCUCUUGAUUCCUACUGCAAUACCCUUCAACAGUUAUUGGACUAUUCCCCCUUGGGAUGCCACAAUUCCAUUCAAGUUUGCCACUUUGUCUGAAUAUCCUUCCAAUAAUUGCAAGAGCUGGUCUGUGAUGGUGUUAACAGGCUGUUCCUAUCCACUAUUUGUCGUUUAUCAUACGGGAAAUCCAUUUAAAUGGAUGAAACAAACAAGCAGUCUAGUCGAUCCGAAUUGUUCAAAAAGACAACUUAUGAUACUUACUAAUGCCAUCGGGUUAGAAGGGAGGUUUUAUGCAAUAAGUUUGCAAGGUACUUUAGCGGUUACUGAAGAAAGUGAAUCUAUGUUUCAAGUCACUAAAUUAAGCAAAAGUCGCGCUGUUCCAUCAGUUUUCUCAAAACAUUUCACGGAGUAUCUUCUUGAGUCAAAUGGAGAGAUCUUGUUGAUUUUCUUGAUAUCAGAACAAUCAACUAGGAAGGUGGACAGAGUGGAAGUGUUCAAGCUCCAGAUGGAUGAUCUAUCAUGGAUAAAGUUGGACAACCUUGGAAAUAGAACAUUGUUUGCAGGGACCAAUUGUUGUAUGUCAGUUAAUGCAAGUCAGCUAGGCUGCAGAAGCAACUGUAUCUAUUUUAAUGAGUAUGCAACUAAUACUUGGAUGUUCUAUGAAAUGGGAAGUGCUACUAUUUUGCCCUGUUUUGAUGUUUAUGGUUCUCAAACAAAAAGUCCUGUAUGGGAAGAGCCAAUAGUGGAGAACAAUUUCUUGUAA